Molecule: messenger RNA, 9951 nt
Organism: Eriocheir sinensis (Chinese mitten crab)
Lineage: Eukaryota; Metazoa; Arthropoda; Malacostraca; Decapoda; Varunidae
Product: gamma-glutamylcyclotransferase-like
Exons: 6
Coding region: 2009-2650 (213 amino acids)
Molecular function (GO): gamma-glutamylcyclotransferase activity
Source: RefSeq, a predicted model, not a curated record
AGGAGGAGGGGGAGGAGGAUAGGCAGAUAAAAGAAAGAAGGAAAAGAACCGUAAAGGGAGGAAAUGGAGGAAGGGACUUGGAGGAAAAUGAGGUGGGAGGGAGGAGGGGAGAGAGGAGAUGAGGGGGAAGAAAGAGGAUUCGUGUGUCAAAGAAACCUUCGUGUCUUCUUUCCUCCUCCUCCUCUUCCUCCUCCUCCUCCUCCUCGUUUUGGCGUGUUUAAAAGUCUAUCUUCCUAAAUAAUGACUCAAUGGCUUGUUUUGAGGGGAGAAAAGUCAGAAAAAGAGUUGAUGUUGACAGUUAUAAGUGAAAAAAAGGGAAAAUAAUGAUAGAUAAAGUAUAGGGAACAUAUCAGCCACGCGAUUGAUAAGAAAAAUAAGGGACCACUUACUAUCUCUUCUCAUUUUUUAUAUAUUGAGAGAGAGAAGAGAGAGAAGAGAGAAGAGAAAGAAAGAGAAGAGGGAAAGUCGAUAAAAAAAUAACGAUGAUUCAUUGCCCCAUAAAGAGCAACGUAGGCACAAAAUAACAGCACAAGCGGGAAGAAGGGAAGGAAGAAAGGGCUGCAGUGCCUUCUGAAGGAGUUACGGGGGCUAUUUUACGCUAUAUUUAGUUGACAUGAAAGCCCCCGAAACCUCCGAGGCGGCUAAGGUAAGGGAGCAGAGGUGGAAAGGGAAGGGAAGGGGGAGGCAGACUGAGGACAAUUAAUGGAGGAGGGAUGUGGCAGGAAGGAAGGGGAAAGGGAAGGGGAGAGGAUAGGAGGGUCGUAGGGUGCAAAGGGGUGGUGGGCAGGGGCAAGGCAAUAGAGGAUGUGGUUGUAAUGAAAGGAGUGGAGGAAGGAGAGAUGAGAAGGAGGAGAGGAGGAGGGAAUGAGAAGGCAAUAAGGAGAGGAGGAGGAGGAGGAGGGAAUGAUAAAGGAGCGGAUAGAGUAACGAAGGUAAUGAGAGAGGGGAGAGUACGGAAGGGAAUGAGGGAGGAAGGGGAGGAGGGAAUAACAAGGGAAGGGAAAGGAAAGGAGCAAAGGAGAGGAGGAAGCGGAGGGAAAGAAAAGGGAGGAGAGAAAAUGAGAGGGGAAGAGGAGGGACGGAGGGAGGGCAGGUGAUGAGGUGAGGAAGGACGAAGUGGAGGAAGGGAGGGAAUGAGUGUGGGAGGGGCUGAAGGAUAGAAGGGGAUAGGGGAGGGAAGGGGAGGGAGAGGGGAACAGGUGAGUGAAAAUGAAUGGAGAAGGCGAUAAGUUCUGCAGGUGAAGCGAGAUGAGACUAUGCAGGUAUGACAACAAUUAUGCAGGUAAUACACGGGAAGGUCUUCAUCGUGUGUGUGUGUGUGUGUGUGUGUGUGUGUGUGUGUGUGUGUGUGUGUGUGUGUGUGUGUGUGUGUGUGUGUGUGUGUGUGUGUGUGUGUGUGUGUGUGUGUGUGUGUGUGUGUGUGUGCGUGCGGGCGUUUGCUUGUGUGUGUUUGUUUGUUUGCUUGUGUUCAUUAUCUAUAUUUAGGUACAAAGAUACGAGAACAGAAUUAAAAUGGAAAAUACUCAGCCGUGUGCGUCAGACAAUAUGAAUCUCGUUGCCAAGAUCGUUGUCUCGAUAAUGGUCGCUGGCUGGCAUGACACAGGGAACGAUAACAAAUAAAUUAUUUCGUCACUCGAUCCAUAUCACCCUGCGAGACGUCCAUGCGUCGAGGACAGCAACGGCAAUUAUGUGCUCGGGGAGAUUCCAUCAAAACGGCCUCUCUCAUAUUUACCGUGUGGCGACAAGGCAGAGCGUACGUGUUGCUGUGCCCUCGCGCUGCAGGAACGGGACAGGGAGAAGACUAAGGACAAACCAUCUGCCCACAGCGUGUGUUUCUAUUACAGGACAAAAAUCGUGACCGCAACAUAACUUGUCAGGAAGAGCGGCACAGUUCCAGGCGGCAGCAGACCGGCCGUCACUGAGUCUUGGCUGCCUGAGGGGCGAGGGACUGCACAGGUUGCUUUCUUGAAUCUUCGUGAUGAUGUGUCAGUACAAACCACAGCACUGAAUGGCACAAGAUCAGAGGAAGAAAUCAAGUGGUAGAUGUAAAUGUGUGGUGGCUCUAGUGAUUCUUGCUGCUGCCCUGAUCCUUAAAUAUUUUGAUGUGCUGCCCAUGGUGUCCUUGAGUCCAGUAUCAAGAAUGGCUCAGCACAACUGUUUCUUAUACUUUGCUUAUGGCUCAAAUCUUCUCAAAGAGAGGAUUCACAUUAAUAAUCCCUCAGCAAAGAUGAUAAGUGUUGGCAAAGUUGAGGGUUACCGUUUGGAUUUCAAUCACUUCAGCAAACGCUGGAAAGGGGCAGCAGCCACCAUUGUGGAGGACCCGAGCAGCUAUGUGUAUGGGGUCCUGUGGGAACUGGCUAAUGAAGACAUGCCACAUCUAGACAAGCAGGAAGGUGUCCACCAGAAUAUCUAUCGAGUGAUGGACGUGGAAGUUGAAACAGAUAAGGGAAAUCAUGUUCCAGCUCGAUCAUACCAAGUAAUCCGCCCACUAGAAGACGACAGGCGGCCAUCCUAUGUCUACCUGGAUGUCAUCAUUCGAGGAGCAAAGGAAAAUGGCCUUCCAGAGGAUUAUAUCAAGUUCCUUGAAGGCAUUGAACAUAAUGGAUACAAAGGUUCAGUGGAAGUAGGUUUGAACCUCACCAAGCAAUAGCCUGCCUGAGUGGUCUCAGUAUUUGGAUUCUUGGUUGUGGUUUCUGCAUUUUAAUCUAGUGUGUUCUGUAGGAGUAGAUAAACCUAAUAUAUGAUAUAAUGCUAUUUCAGUAUGGGAAUAAGUGCAAUUUUAGGCAUGUAAGCAGUUACAUAGAUAUAGUUAUUACAUUUGAUCUCAGACAAUAUAUAAUGUAGUCUCAAGAAUCAUCAUAGCUAAUGCUGCAUGGUUCCCUUUAUGAGUAAGCACUUGGAAGGUAUAGAAGGAAGGCACUGGGGUUCACCUCUUCAGAUUACAUAGCUACAGGAAGAACUAAAGGAUUGAUGAACUAAUACUUUCUCAAGAAUAUUAGUUCCUUCUAUAACACUGCUGUGUGGUGUCUGUGAAAUUACUUUUGGCAGAAUAGUCAUUUAGAGGAUUUAUAACCCUGGUAAUAGGUGCAAUGCUAUCUUUUUUUUUUUUUUUUUUUUUUUUUUUUUACCCGGCAACGUCGGCGGACCCAUUUUUGGGCUCCCGCAUGACGGUCUGCUGAAACGGCGGACCCCGUUUGGGGCUCGGCUCAAAACAUCUAAUUUGAGCUAAUUGUAGGUGGUGGCGGCAUAGAGCAACCCACCAUGCAUGCCCUGGGUCAUUGUGGUGGGUGAUUGAUCUUGAGGGGGCUUAUUUGUCAUAGGUGGUGCUGUAAGGUCAUGGCAGACUGAAUUAGCUAUCCAUACAGUAAUCACUUGUCAAAUUCUUUAAAGCAGACAACAAGCAACUCUCGGCUAGAUGCCACAUGUCACAAGACUUUAUUUUGUAACAAACACCCCCAAAAAGAUGGAGUUUGAGUAAAAGUAAAUAUUUUUAACAGCUUUAUGGUUAUGAGAGGAGUACUCUGAUAUACGUUCCAUGCUCUUUUCUUAGUCUCAAAAUGCAGUGUAAUGUUGCCGUUUUUCGGCCAAUUCUCAGCUUUCCCAUAGCCGAAGCCCACAGGUUAAGAUAUGGGUAUUUUUUAUUUAUUACAGUAAUUUUACUUUUAACAAGUGUUUGCAUAGUUAUUUUCAGUUAGAAGUUUGUUUUCAUACUUCUCACAUUCUUUUAACUACAUAAUGAGUUCACAAAUAUACACUUUUAACUACAUAAUGAGUUCACAAAUAUACAUUCUUUUAACUACAUAAUGAGUUCACAAAUAUACAUUCUUUUAACUAUAUAAUGAGUUCACAAAUAUACACUUUUAACUACAUAAUGAGUUCACAAAUAUACAUUCUUUUAACUACAUAAUGAGUUCACAAAUAUACAUUCUUUUAACUACAUAAUGAGUUCACAAAUAUACAUUCUUUUAACUACAUAAUGAGUUCACAAAUAUACAUUCUUUUAACUACAUAAUGAGUUCACAAAUAUACAUUCUUUUAACUACAUAAUGAGUUCACAAAUAUACAUUCUUUUAACUACAUAAUGAGUUCACAAAUAUACAUUCUUUUAACUACAUAAUGAGUUCACAAAUGUACACUUUUAACUACAUAAUGAGUUCACAAAUAUUCAAUUAUUAUAAAAGACAAGGUUUAUCUUUUUACUAGUGAUGUAUAGAAUGUUAAUAUUAAUAGAUUCCCAUAUACUUCACCAUUAGUUAAAAUCAUGUGAUGGAGUACUUUUAAACAUGCACUUUUUUUUAAAUAAUUCCAAAGAUUUUCUCACCAUCUUGACAGUGCAGUAAUCAAGAAAGUGAUGAUGAUGAUGAAGAUGUACAUAUGUGUAUAUAUAUAUAUAUAUAUAUAUAUAUAUAUAUAUAUAUAUAUAUAUAUAUAUAUAUAUAUAUAUAUAUAUAUAUAUAUAUAUAUAUAUGAAAUCUAACAGAUCGUUAAAUGAAAUAUAUUGUUACCAGAGUACUGCCAGUUAUCUGCAAAUUAUUCACAAACAUAAUCACAAAAAGGAUUUUAGACACAUUAGAUUCUAACCAGUCCAGGAAACAAGCUGAUUUCAAAGUGGGUUCUCAGCCAUGAUUAAAAUAUAAUAUUAUGUUGACUCCUUUCCGGUAAAAAAAAAAGGUGGUUAAUGUUCUCUUAAGUCAAUGUCUGUAUCUCAUAUAUCAUAUGACAGACAAAUGAAAGUGGAAGAAAGUGCAGGUCUGGAAUUUCCUCCCAUCUUUCUUCAAGAAGCAUUCAUGUUUUCUUAAAUAUAAAAUAUCUUUCUUAAGUCUUAUUCUAGGACUUUAUAUUUUCUCAUACUGUACUACCUUGCCAAUGAAAUUAACAUAUAUAAUUUAUAUAAUUAUUUCACUUUCAUCGUCACCACUUAAUGUGCCAGUUAAGGUGGAGAGAAACCUCAGACAGUACAUAAGAACUCAGUUAAAACAUUGUACACACACACACACACACACAAUGCUGUUUACAUAUUCUACACAACUGCUUGUCCUACUAUACAUGUCUGUCUAAUCAGCAGGAAUCUAGACAGUGAUACAGCUCCAAGAGUGGCCUUUUUAGAAAGGAGUUAGUAGAGGGUCCAUUCUAGUGUCCAACCCUUAACCUCCUAUACUGUAGUAGCAUCUGAGGCUUCUUUUGCCACAUGUAAAAAAAUAUAUUCUCAGGGGUUCAUAUACUUUCCUUGAUUUGUAUGUUUGAGAAAUACCAUGUUAUUAUCUUUUGUUACUAAGUCCACCUUAUGCAGCUGAAAUAGUCAAACCUUGAAGUACCUGACACAUGCUGAAAUCAUUAAAUGUUCUCAUUAUAUGUGGUAUUGUCAAAGUUUUGCAUUGUUCUUUUAACUAACCAGAUAUAAUACCUGAUAUCUGAGGAAAUAUACCCGUUGUUGUAAUCCUCAUCCAUGUUACCCUGUUUCACAUCCCAAAUUGGGAUGGGGGUGGCUUCAGUAUAUAUAUAAGAUCUAACAGAUCAUUAAAAACUAUAUUGUUACCAGAGUACUGCCAGUUAUCUACAAAUUAUUCACAAACGUAAUCACAACAACUGGUUACAGUUGGAAAGAUAUCGCAGUGAAAUGGCCUGCUAUGUAAUUUUCACCUCCUCCACACACACACUCACAUACAGACUCCGUAGUGCAGUGGUUAGCACGCUUGCCUCACUGCCAAGAGGUUCCGGGUUUGGUUCCUGGAUGGAGUGGAGACGGAUGGGCAGUCUUUAUUAAUCCACGUCCCCUGUCCACCCAGUAGUGAAUGAGUACUGGGUAUCAAUUUGUGGGUUGUGUCUUGCCUCCUGUAUGUGCAUGGGUGGAGGCUUGUGAGAUCCAUGCUAAGUCAAGGAGGGUGCUGACAAGCAACUACAAGUAUCUCAUGGUCAGACUAUGGUGAAUUACACACACUACAGAGCUUUAUAGUGUAGUGGCUAGAGCUCUUUGCUCAUAAACAAGAAGUCCUGGGUUUGAUUCCCAGCUGGAAUGGAUAUGGAUGGGCAGUCUCCUUUAAUCCGAGCCUUUUGUCCACUCUGCAGUAAAUGGGUACUAGGUAUCAGUCAGGGGUUGUGUCCCACCUCCCAGAUGUCUGGGUGUGAUGUAAAGUUCCAGCUGUACCCAAAGAACCAUCACCUGAAUUCGAAACUCAUUCGGGGAGGGCACCAGCUGGCAAUCAUAAAUCCAGUUCAUGAUAUAGCCGUAGUAAAUGGCACACACACACACACACAUGGUGGAUGGAACAAACAGUCACACAAGCCAGUCUACAGAUGAUACAAAGAUCUAAAGGAAGAAUUAGACAGGAUUCACAAUUGGUGCUUUGUGUGGAAACUAAAUUCAACCAAAAAGAAAUUUAAAUUAAUAAAGAUGGGUAAAAGUGCUAAGAGGCCAUCACAUAAUUUUUCGUUGGGAAUUGAAUUAAUAACAAAAAAAGGAAAAAAAAGCCUCAGUGUUUGGGGCAAUUCGUCCCACAGGAAACAAAUAAUAUUGUCAGAGAGACCUAUAUGGGCUGUUGACAAACAUUUGAGUGGCUUUUCACUACAUGGAUGUAGGGAUGAAGAAAUUUAAAGUGACUCUCAACCACCCCAAGCUAAAAUAUGCAGCAUUAGUGUGGUCCCCACAUAAAAAAUAAAAAAUACAGAUAAUCAAGAUCAAGAAAAUACAAAGAGUAGCAAACAAGAAGGUCCCAUGCCUUACAGAUUUAAUUCACAAGGAAAGACUGGAAAAUAUGGCACUGCCAUCCUCAGAAGAAAGAAAGGUGAUUGUAGUGUUCAUGAAGGGAAUUGAGAGAAUUGAUAGAAAAGAUCUCUUAGUGUGGGAUAGAGAAUAAAAAAAGUAGUGCUCCACAGGUGCUACGAACUGUGCAACAACUUGAACAAUGUGAUAGUCCAGUCCAAAAACUUUAAUGGACUCAGACAAAUUUGACUGAAUGAGACUCCAGGACCUGACCUCACAAGAAUUGCUCAUGGCAUAUGUAUCACAACUAGGUGGCCGUGGUGGUGGCCGAGCAGUCAGCCUGCGGGCGUGGUGAGCCUGUGGACCUAGGUUUGAGUCCCAUUGAAACAUGCUGAUUUUUCAACCAAUACCAAGUGGCAGAAGAUUACCCACAUGCUGCCCAGAUCUUCAGUCAACCCUAACUUCAAAGACUUCAUUCAAGUUGAACAUCAGGGGGCAGCAUGGGUCAAGCAAGAGUCAUACAUCAUGGCAACCUUUAUAAAUAAAAUUUGCCAAUGUCACUAAUGGGCUGGGGUCGCCUAAGAGACCCCCCAAGAGAACCUACUGGCACUAUAGGUUGAACCUAAAAAAUAAAAAAGGUAAAUACCCACACUCAAAAAAACUGGAAAAAUUAGGGCUGCCAUCCUUGAAAGAGAAAAGCUAUCAAGGUGAAAUGAUUUCAGUGUUCAGGGCAAUGAUGGAAGUAAACAAAAUUGAUAGUCUGUUGGAAAGAAACUGAGACAAUGUGACUGAAAGAUAUAGAUAUAAAAAAAGUUUUCCAUAUAGCAGCACAAGUGUAGAUUAGACUGGACUUGGAAAUCAAUCAGUCCAAAACCUGAUGAGUUUAAAGCUAAAGGCCUGUCCAGACGAGCGGCGGUGUCCGUCGGGUAGCGCAGUUGGCGGGCAAAUUCUGCCGGGCCUACCCGUGAAUGUUGUCCACACAGCCAUGUUGAUGAAUAGGUGGGCUUGGCCGAUGAUGCCAGUAGCGUGUGAAGUGCGAUACGAUAAGCAUGGCGCCUAACAUUACUAUGAAGAAAAUAUUGUGUAGCAUAAUAAUUGCUUUGUGUGUAAAGAAAAAGAAAAAGACAUCGCAAGUUACUGAUGUGAAUCAUGUUACAAUUACAUGGGAUGUGGGAGGGAACCCUGCUAUGGGUACACUAUGUUAACUUAUGUCUGGCAGGGUCGAAGCUCAAUCCACUGGGCACUGCCUGGUGAUUUCGCUCAACGGGCGCUUGGGCAAUUUGACGGUUUGCCCAUCAAAUGUGCCCGUUAACGGGCAUGCCCACCGAUCAGGCCCAAUGAGUGAAACUCAUUUCUUGUAUAUCACAGUUAUAUAAAUAUAAAAAGGCACUGAUUUAAUUCUAGUCUCAUCCAUUGAGUCUGUAUGGACCAAUGUUCUUUAAACUUUUUUCUAUCCAACCCAGUCUGGAUAGUAUAUGGAUUCCCAUUUACUCUGUCUACAAUACUUUUUAUAUACAGUGUAUAUCCCUCCAUAUGAUAGUUAUUUAUAUUGAAUUGGGACUUGUUACUAAAGAAUCCUGGUCUUGAGCCUAAAGCCCUCGACACCCCAGACUGAGGACAGGCACUGAACUACUUUUUUUGUGAAAAUAUUUAUGAGACUCAGUCUCUUGCCCAACCUCAGUCAUUUGUGUGGUAGGUAUACAAGAAACUGUGUGCACCACCCAACUGGUGGGCAACAGGGUUACUAAUUCCUGACACCAAAUAUAUAUAUAUAUAUAUAUAUAUAUAUAUAUAUAUAUAUAUAUAUAUAUAUAUAUAUAUAUAUAUAUAUAUAUAUAUAUAUAUAUAUAUAUAUAUAUAUAUAUAUAUAUAUAUAUAUAUAUAUAUAUAUAUAUAUAUAUAUAUAUAUAUAUAUAUAUAUAUAUAUAUAUAUAUAUAUAUAUAUAUAUAUAUAUAUAUAUAAACAAUAGUUCCUAGGUGAGUAGCUCUUGGUCCUCCACUCACAUAAGAUCUUUUCAUUCACCUUUUAAGACACAAAAUUCAGUGGCAUGUGCGAUAUCAAAUAAUCAUGUCCCAAGAAAAUAUAUUUAUGAUUAAGUUUUGCAGAUGUAUCAAAACUUUCAUGCUUUAUGGUAAACCAAACUACAAAUUGUCAUGCAACAAAAGUAUUUAGUUUCAAUUUAAGUAACAGAAAUAAAAUCUCAGUGAUAAUUUCUCAGUAUUUUUUUGUAUAUUUUGAAGCUCAACCACUCACUCUGGUUAAGCAGAAACUGAGGCAAUAAGUUCCAGUUAAGAAUUUCUAGUGGACCCAUUUACACCUCGGAAUUUUCCAGUAUUAAAAUCAAAUAUAUCAGCAGCACCACUUGUAGCUGAGAGGAGUGUUCAUGAUAAGUCCUUUGGGAUAAAUGAUUUUGUUAUCUUUGUUCUAGUCAUUAUUAGUUAUCUGCUGGAGAUCUAGCAGUAUGGACCGUCAUCAUUAGGUGAAGAAGGCUGAUGCAUGCAAGCAAGUACAAAACGAAAUAAACAGAUAAAAUGACCCUUUCUGCGGUGUAUGAUCUGUUCCAUCAAUUCAAACCAUUUCCAAGUUUGCCUUCAUAUAGGACCAACUUUAGUUUAUUUAUUUUUCUGUUGACAAAUUUGAUGUACCAUUAACAGUAACUUUAUCUCUGUAAGACCACAUGGUAUUUCUGUGACCACUAAUGCUGCCAUCAAUAAAUGCAGUCACUGCACUGGCAUGAGUAUUUUGCAAUGUGACUUCCACGAUGGAAGUUGAAAUGUUUACUUGUGUAUUUUCUUAAUUCCAGUGGCCUUGGUAUGUGUUUAUAUAAAUGUUGAAAAUUUCAACAUAGAUUUUAAAGUCUAACAGUAUUGUUUGUUGUUGCAUUGUCUACUUAGCCUGUGCACAAGUAUUAUAAGAAUAUCACUCAAGUUUGUAGCCCAUUCAUGUGUAGGAGUCAACCAGUUAUGACAUUCAGAUUUAGUGAACAAAUAUGUUAGCCUUUCGGAUGAGGCUACAAGCUAUGUAGUCCUUUCAAAAUUACCUUGAAUAUUAUUACGGACAGUGUUUUCAGUUGUUUUGAGGUGUUGUAAGUGACUUUGAAUGAAAUCAACAUUCUUUAGAAGUGGGCCACAUUGAAGUAUUUUAGGAAUACAUAUUUAUUUCAUAUUGAAGUAAGUUUGACUUGAUUACUCUAAGAAAUGUUGCUGCUACUUUACAUGUUCACUCAAAUGCAAUAAAACCUUCAACAAAA